Messenger RNA from Cherax quadricarinatus, 5944 nucleotides. The record is from RefSeq and is a predicted model, not a curated record. Lineage: Eukaryota; Metazoa; Arthropoda; Malacostraca; Decapoda; Parastacidae.
UGGGUUUCUUCCCCUGUGAGUGUGGCAGGUCAUCGGUGAUAAGGUGCCACAAACAAUCCAACCUCAGACUCUGACACUGCCUCCUGCCCGGACCCAACCCCCUAUUGCUGCAUCCCUUCAGCACCACACAUUACACUCAGGCACACAGGCCCCCACCAAGCCAGUCUUAAGAAAGCAUGGGAAACUUAUAGCCUUUUUCAGGAGCUUCAUUCUCUCUCGACCUUCACGGCGGAAACUAAAGCAGUCUGGUAUCUUGCGUGAGCGGGUAUUUGGUUGUGACCUAGGAGAACAUCUUUUAAACUCUGGCCAUGAAAUUCCCAUGGUGUUACGCUGCUGUUCAGAAUUUCUGGAGAGCCAUGGUGUUGUUGAUGGCAUUUACCGUCUUUCUGGUAUUACAUCCAAUAUCCAGAAAUUAAGAAAUGCAUUUGAUGAGGAUAGAAUACCAGACCUGUAUGGGGAUGACAGCAUUGUUCAAGAUAUUCACUGUGUUUCAUCAGUGUUAAAAAUGUACUUUAGAGAGUUGCCUAAUCCUCUCUUAACAUAUCAGCUGUAUGAAAAAUUUGUGGCAGCUGUGAUCCAAGACGAGGAUAUACGACUUUUGUACUUAAGAGAUGUGGUUCAACAACUGCCUCCUCCACACUAUAGAACGCUUGAAUAUCUUGUGCAGCACCUGGCAAGAGUUGCUUCACAUAGUGCAGAAACGGGUAUGACAGCAAAAAAUAUAGCCAUUGUGUGGGCCCCCAACCUCUUGCGAUCUAAAGACUUAGAUAUGGGUGGUGUUGCAGCACUUCAGGAUGUUGGGACACAAGCAGUAGUAACGGAGUAUCUUGUUCGGUAUGUGGACCUUAUAUUCAACGACAAGAUUCCCACUUUCUCACAUUCCACCAAUGGAGUGGAGGGGACACCAAAGAAGUCACGCCCAAAAUCUCUUGCCAUAUCUACUCCCACCAAGCUAAUAUCAAUAGAAGAAGCCAGGUCCAGGGCUCUCAGCACAGCUAUUAAACCUGACCAAAAAUACAUAGAAGUGGGCGGAGGACCACAGAAUUUGCCCCCAAAAUAUCACACAGUAAUUGAACUACCUAGUCGGAAAGGUGGCAGUCUUAAGCAAAAGAAAUCUCCUUCAGGAUGGAAAAGUAUAUUCAGUAAGGGACGCAGUGUACACAAGCACCCAAGAAAAGCAUCGACACCAAGUGAUAUUCACCUGAAUAUCUCGGACUCAGUGGUGAAUGAGGCAGAUAUUGCCCCUUCUUCUUCCAAGCGUCUCCGACCUGUCAAGUCAGUUGAAUCCCUCAUCUCAACCUCUGCCUCUCUGCACUCGAACAGAAAUUCACAGGCACUGGAAUCACCAGAAAAACGAGAGUUUUUAAUGUGGGAGAAGUACGAAAAAUCUCCUCAGGAUGAACGUGAAAGCAGAAGCAGCUCCAUGUCGAGUCCCAUACCUUCUCCCCGCACGCAUAAUCGCUCGGUUUCCCACGAUUCAUACUUUAACACCCUGGAAAGCCGUUUAAAUAACGUGCCUUCACAAGUACCAGUAAAAGAGGAAGGUGAGAGUGAUAUAGAUUUCUCGCCAGACAAUUCAAGAAUAUACUUGGAUAUCAGUGAACUUGAUUUGAACUUUAGUAACAGUGAAAAAGACCUAAAAGGCUUUGAAGUAGAUACUCUUAAAUCAACUUCAGUUGAAGAUCCGGAUAACAUGUCCAGUUCCACUUUAGAUAUGGAGAACUUAAGUAUGUGCUCAGAGAGUGGGAGGAGCAAAGAAAAUUUGAGUCCCAGGGCCGAAAAAAAGUCUCUCAAAGAAAAGUUUAAACACAGAUUUACUUCACCACCCACCCACCGGAGAACUGAUCCAAGUAUAAGUGAUUCCAGUGAAGAUUCGUGCAACAACAGUUUAAAAAGGGCUUCAGCAUCUCUUAAGGAUAAGAUUGUCCAUGCUCUCAGCCCUGAAACCUCUCGUCGACGGACAGAAACGUCUCCAAGACCAACUUCUCCCAGUAGUUCUCCAAAAUUUAAGCAUGUUCGUACAGCAGAGGUGGACACUAAAGAAGGUCAGACCUUAAAAUUGGAUGGCCAUUCUUUAAAGCCAGAAAUCUCUAGUUUCUUAAGUGGUGCUAGAUUGUUACCAGAGCAUGACAAAAGUAGAGAAACAAUAACAGCAGAAAUACAUGUGGAGGCAGAAGAAAGCCAAGAAUGUGAUGAUACUCCAUCAAGAAAUAGUAUGGACUAUGCACUUAUAGAUCCAGAAUUAUUAGAUAAAAUUACACACUUAAGAACUUCUCCUUCAGUUAGUGCAUCAGAAGUAAGCAGCACCUCACUUGCAGAAGCCACUGUAUCAGAUAAUGAGAGUUUCACAUUAGGAAGCAGUAGUAGUGGAGUAGGAAUUGUGGGGUAUGGCAGAGAAUCUUUGGCAGAUGCAGUUAACACACUGGUUCCAUCUUAUACUUCAGUAACUCCUAUUGAACUCUCAGUUGCCAUAAUUGGUGAGAAACCUGAGACACAACAGAAUCUUCCUAUUGCUCCAGUUACCCCUGUAACACCAGUGCAAGAAGACUUAACCCCGCAACAAGAACUUCCGAAACCUCGUCCCAGUUCGUUACUGGGACUUCCGACGGCAGAUCUUCUAAAUUUAGGGUCAGCACUAACUUCGCCAGAGACUCCUCAGGGCGACUCCACAUUUUUAGAGAUUCAGUAUCACCCACUGAGUGACACAACUGAACCUUCCACCCCUAGCGAGUCCCAGUUUGUCCAGGACUUAGUAGGUGUAGGACAGCCAAUGCCAUACCCACCUGCUAUUGAUGAGCCUCGGCAGUCAAGUCCAUUAUCGAUAGACUUGAGUAGUAGUGAUGAUCAAACUGAAGAAGGUCCAAUGUAUGAAAAUGUAGACACAAGUAGCUCAGGACUUCCCUUGAAGGUGGUAGAUUCUCCUUUUGACGAGACCUUGCCACAGUCUUCUCUGCCAAGUGUUCAGUCUUCCCAAACUAGUUUUCAGACUUGUGAAACAGGUGGACAAGUAUUAUUGGUGGCAUCAGAGCUUCCAUGCUCUGAUGUAGAUUAUGAGAACUAUAAUUACAAUUCUGUGUAUGAAAACGUUAAGUACGGUGCCGAGUAUGAAAAUGUAGAAUACAGACCUGAGUAUCAAAAUGUGGAAUACGAAACAGAGAAUGGAAGCAAAAACGAUGAGAAAUAUAUAAACAGUGCUUCAAGUGAUGUUUCUUAUGAAAAUGUUGACAUAACAGAGGAUCGUGAAAAUAUGGUAGUUGAUAGUGCAUAUGAAAAUGUUGAAUCCCCUGCUAAGGAAUCCUUACCAGUGUAUGAAAAUUUAGAAGAAAGUAGUGAUGAACAUGACCAGAUUGUGCCUGAUACAGAUGAUGCAUAUGAAGAAUAUUCAUUUAGGGAUCACCCAAAUUAUGAAAAUGUAGAAUUUAGUUCUCAGGUGUCUACCCUUCCUGAAAAAACAGUAAGUGAUGAUAAAACUGAAGUUGAGAUUGAAGGGGAAAUGGUAUACCAGCAAGUCAAGUUCCUUAGGAAAUCUAUACAAGAGGUGAAUGACAUGCUGAAGGUGCAGGAGGAAAAACCGCGUGCAUUAGAAGAGUCAGAUGUUGGCAUUUUGAGUGUUAAAGAGCUGGGUACAACUGCACAUGUUAUGGGUUUACCUGAGAAUUCUUCAGAGCUUCCAGUACAGGUGCCUCAAAUGGGCAACAUGAAUGUUUCCCAAACUUAUGAACCCUUGCCUUGUUCUCAAGACUCUAUACUGGAUCCUGAGGUGACUGCUUUAGAUACUGAAAUUUAUACUCAGCCUAGUGAGGAUAGUGAAUGCUUAGACUCACCCAUUACUCCCUCAUCAGUAAGCAUGGCAACGGAAGUCUUAGUUCUCCCAUCUUUUGCUUCACCAACAGAGUCUACUACAGAUGAUGUUACAUCACCAGUGAGUAGUGAUGAUGCCAGUUCUCCUAAACCUAUACAAGAAACACUGGAUCACUGUUCAUCUUCUUGUACCUUACCACCUAUAUUGCCAAGUCUCUCUCCACCCACUCCAGAAAAUAUUCCAGUUCCUCCAGCUGCAACAUCUACCCCAAACAGAGCUUUACCACUCCCAAGUAUUAUUAGUCCUGCUCCUUGGCCCAGAACUACUCCUCGUCACACGCCUAUUGUUGCUCCUGUGCCUCGGCCACGUCAGUUACCUAAACUGAACUUAUCCUCACCCUUAAUUUCACCAGUCUCGACACCAUCAUCAGUGUCUAUCUCUCCAGACUCUCCUGCCACUCCAGGCACACCCAGCAAUGGAUCUGCCCAGGCAACACCAACUGAAGAAAAUGCAUCUUUUUCCCCAGUAUUUAAACCUAGUCAAUUGCCAUUUAAUAUUCAGUGUGAAACAGCUGAAUCAGGUCAUUCAUUUGAUCUUAAAGUUCACCAUAACUUAGGUGAUGUUAAGUCUCAAAUACGAUCUACAGAAGGUGAAGCAUCUGAAUCAGCACUGCCUACAGAACCUGAAAGCCUAGAUUCUGAAAAAUUGACUGAAUGUAAGCCCAUAUCCUCACAAUUUCCUGCUUUCCAAAGAUUUAAAAGUUCUCCAGAUUUCAGGUCAUCAUCCAAAGACACUAAGUUGGGCAUAGUUACUCAAGAAAAUUUAACAAAGGAGGCCGAGGAUACCACAACAAGUGAACUUGCCAGUAUUCUUAGUAAUGUUGAUCUCAUGGACCCACAGAAGAGAGAGAGAAUUGAACAAUAUAAAAAAGAAAGAAGGUCAUUUUUAAGAGAAAAGUACAAGUCGGAGAGCUUCCGUGGAGAAAAAGAUGAAAUGAUUAUGAGACUUAAGCAGAAGGCCACAAGUCCAUCUCGGCCAGAAGAAGAGUGUGGUGAAAAUGACGAUGAGAUUACUCAAAGUUCCGAGAUUAAAUGUGCAAGUCCGAGAAGAAGAGAAAGUAUUAGUCCAACAAAACAACUUCACGAAUCAUUACCUGGAAAAACUAGCCCUGUUAAACAGCUAGGGGACACAGUUGCUUCUGAAAAAUAUAGCAUAGCCUCGCAAAUUGUAACGGAGAAAAAGGGAGAACAGGGUGAUGAAUUGGUAUUCAAAAGAGCCUCGCCUGCUAGAAGAAGCCUAAGUGACAUGGGAAGAGUAGGGGAGCUGAAGAGUCCUACAAGGACUCGCUACUCUUCUGAAAGUCCAACUCCUACAUUUCAAAGAAGCAGCAGUAGUAGUUGUAGCAACAGCAGCAAUAGAUCAAAUGACAUAAACCCACGUUCAAGUUUAAGGCAGUCUCCGGACAAGGAAAUAAUACUAAGUCGUUCUAGCAGUGGUGAUUCAAAGUCUAGUCCAUUAAGAAAAAACUCAGCCCCAAUUAGUCCCAUAAAAUCUCCCUCUGGUACUCCAACUUUUCAUAGAUCAGCUAGCACUCGGGGUAGUGGACGCUGCAGAACUUCAAAGGAUGACAUUGAUGAAGAUAUUAAUGUUAAAGAACGAGUGGCUAUAUGGGCCAAGAGUCAAGAAAAGCCUCCCAACUUGGAUAAAUUGGAAAAAGACACCAAAAGUGAAAAAGCUAAUAUUAAACAAGACCAAAAAUCAGGAAUGGAAUCAAUAACGAAAAACUCUACUCCUCCUGUGUCACCAGUAAGAAAAACUUCUAUUCCUAAAGCUGCUCCAUCUUCACCUAGCAUUUCUAAAACAGUUCCAUCACCACCUGCAGCUUUAAAAUCAUCUUCCUCUGGCAUUCCAAAAGCAACUCCUCCUCCUCCUGCAAAUGCUCCUAAGAAAAUAGGCAGACUGGGAGAAGGCAGUAGUGAUACAAGUGCACUAGCUGCUGCAGGGAAUGCAGCCACUAGAGGGAACACUGGUCAACAAAGACGAAUUAGGGAUAUGGCAGCCAUAUUUGAAAGAGACUCACCAUCAAGUGCCAAGCCAACUGUUAUUAGACAAAGUUCAAGAGAAGAGAAGAAAGAAAGGUGA